GAAGCCGCGGCUCGGAGCCCGUAGCGGCGUGUUGCUCCACUAGGAGCCGCUGAACUCGCCAUAACCCGAAAGUGCAGCUUUAUUCGUGUGUGGCGCUCGGGACGCUCGGACGCGGCUGGGAAAGCCUCAGAAGGUGAAGGCGCCUGCCUCGUAGCUCGGUGCGAGCUGACGGCUUUGCGGGGGGAACUUUCCGCCCAACGAAAAGUGAUCGGCGGCGCUUGGCGACGGGUUGCGGGGACCGAGACGGAGCUUCGGGCGGCUUGGACGGGGAUGUUGUUCGUCUUUUCACAAGUUUAGGCGGCGAGCGCGACGCCGACUGAGGGCUAGCUAGCGUUAGCAUAGCCCGCUAGGUAAAUAUCACGCCUGCCUCUCGGAGUUUCCCGCAUCUGCGGCCACUUGUCAAUACGAUAACUGUGCCGUGGGAGGAUAUCGCGUGGCACUGUUUUAUUGAUCACAAUACUAUGCUUCGCCCCGACGAGAUGGGUGGUUUUUUGAUACGGCGCACUCGGAGCUAGCUGGCUAAUGUUAGCAUGAUCGAAUGCUAGCUGCCAUUAGCUAACGACGCCGAGCCAGCCAGCAACUUCGGCAGGAGAGUUUCGGCGAGCUAACAACGACCGUAUUGUCGCUCCCGAUCCACCGCUGCGACUGAAAGCAGUCAGCCCGCAGCCAUGUUUGAAAUGGAGACGCAUAUAUCGUGCCUUUUCCCGGAGAUCCUGGCCAUUAUUUUCAGUUAUCUGGACGUAAAAGACAAAGGAAGAGUAGCGCAAGUGUGCGCGGCCUGGAGGGACGCGUCCUACCACAAGUCCGUGUGGAGGGGGGUGGAAGCAAAGCUCCACCUGCGGCGAGCUAACCCCUCGCUGUUCCCCAGCCUGCAGACCAGGGGCAUCAAAAAAGUUCAGAUUCUCAGCCUGAGGCGAAGUCUGAGCUACGUGAUUCAAGGGAUGCCGCACAUCGAAAGCCUUAACCUGUGCGGAUGCUUCAACCUCACGGACAACGGACUCGGUCACGCCUUUGUGCAGGACAUCCCGUCCCUGCGGGUGCUGAACCUCAGCCUUUGUAAACAGAUCACCGACUCCAGCCUGGGCAGGAUUGCCCAGUACCUCAAAAACCUGGAGGUGCUGGAACUCGGGGGCUGCAGCAACAUCACCAACACCGGCCUGUUGCUCGUUGCCUGGGGCUUGCACAGACUCCAGAGCCUUAACCUGCGCAGCUGCAGGCAUGUGUCCGACGUGGGCAUCGGUCACCUGUCCGGCAUGACCCGCAGCGCGGCGGAGGGCUGCCUGUCCCUGGAGAAGUUAACUCUGCAGGACUGCCAGAAGCUCACCGACCUUUCUCUGAAACACGUCUCCAAGGGCCUGAACAAGCUCAAAGUGCUCAACCUCAGCUUCUGCGGAGGGAUAUCGGAUGCAGGGAUGAUCCACCUGUCGCACAUGACGCACCUGUGCAGCCUGAACCUGCGGUCGUGUGAUAACAUCAGUGACACUGGGAUAAUGCAUCUGGCCAUGGGCUCCCUGCGGCUCUCUGGACUCGACGUCUCCUUCUGUGACAAGAUUGGAGACCAGAGUCUGGCUUACAUCGCCCAGGGGUUGUAUCAGCUCAAGUCCCUCUCGCUGUGCUCCUGCCACAUCAGCGACGACGGCAUUAACAGGAUGGUACGCCAGAUGCACGAACUCAAGACUCUCAACAUCGGACAGUGCGUGAGGAUCACAGACAAAGGGUUGGAGUUGAUAGCGGACCACCUGACCCAGCUGACGGGGAUCGAUCUGUACGGUUGUACAAAGAUCACCAAGAGGGGUCUGGAGAGGAUAACGCAGCUCCCGUGCCUUAAAGUGUUGAACCUGGGACUGUGGCAGAUGACUGAGAGUGAGAGAGUGAGGUGAAGGUUGUGUGUGUGUGUGUGUGUCACGCUCAGUCGUGUACUUGUCUGUGUCCACUCUUAAUUUUACCUUCUAUACUGUGACUAAACGCGAGGAGGGGGACUCCGCAUGGAUCACUGGAAUAUUGUUCACUUCUCUGCAAUACUCUACUCUUGGUUUCCGUCUGAUGUGCAUUGUUUUUAAGCCUGUGUACACUUCUUACUCUCUAGCUACCUCACCCAUUAAACACAGGAGUGCCUACUAUCGCUGAAUACUAAAUAACUGCAUAUUUUUGUGACUCACAUACCAAUGAAGAUUUAGAUAUUUAAAAAAAAUCUCAUUGCAGAAUAAUAGUUAGGCAUUUUAACUCUUUAAGUCACAUUUUUGAUAGAAAGUUUUUUUUGGCUCGUGCAUCUUUUUACUUGUGUAACCGAAAUUCUUUUUUUUUUUGUAUUGAGUGAAAAAAUUGUACUUCAAAUUGAAGUGGGUGGAUCACUUGCGUCGUUCUUCGUUGUAUAGUUGGCUGUGUUUCAUAUUCCUGAGGAAAUAAGUAUGAUGCUCCAGUAUGCUACUCUGUCAAAAAGGUUCAUCCACACAACUACAGUAAGGUGUAGUGAUUGACAGCUGCCAAGGCUAUAUGCAAUACCUUUGAAACUGUUUUAUCAGCGGCCUGCCUCCUGAGGAGCUUCCAACGAUAGCGCCAGAGUAUUUGUUUUAAAAAAGCAGUAAUUUAAGAUUGUUUUAUAUUCAUACAGUAGUGAUAUUUAUGAAUAAAGAUGGCAAAUAUG
This is a messenger RNA of Pungitius pungitius (ninespine stickleback), 2644 nucleotides long. RefSeq names its product F-box/LRR-repeat protein 14-like. Gene Ontology annotation, biological process: SCF-dependent proteasomal ubiquitin-dependent protein catabolic process. The transcript has a single exon. Gene Ontology annotation, molecular function: protein binding. The coding region runs from base 669 to 1880 and encodes 403 amino acids. Lineage: Eukaryota; Metazoa; Chordata; Actinopteri; Perciformes; Gasterosteidae. Gene Ontology annotation, cellular component: SCF ubiquitin ligase complex. The record is from RefSeq and is a predicted model, not a curated record.